AUGCCAGAUAAGAGGGAGCUCGACGCUUGCCCUACCGACCAACCUCGAAGCAAGAGGCUUACUCAAACAGUCGAGGGAGGCAGAAUGUCGGAGGGCGGUAGCUUGGCGAUUCUCAAGCAUCCUAGGCUGACUGGGCAAGGAUUCUCUGUACCACCACUGUUUCAACAACCGACGCGGUUGUGUUCCUUUUCAUUCGACGAAAAGCGAAAGCUGUGGCAAGACGAUCGAUGCAAACGCUUCUACAGAGGACCACCGCCGUACAACAAUGCGCAUCCGCAACAGUCGCGCGCAAGAAUGGCUGGCAAUCGAAGGAUCUUUGGAGCCGAUCUGAACUAUGGCAUUGAAGGAUUCGUCCAACGAGACGAAUGUGUUGGCGAGCAUUUGGAUGCACUGCUUGCCGCAUUGCAGCACCGAACUACCUCAACAGCCUCGGGAUUGGAAAGCAAGGAACGAGAUCAAGAGCGCAGGCGCGCCGAUAUAGUGACGUGGCGAGGCAUCAUUACCAAGAUCUGCACAGCCUACGAUCAGAAAGCUACAGCGAGAUUCAACGAGGCAUUCGAGCUGAACGCUAUGAUCCUCGAUGGCACACUAUAUCUGGAGGAGUACGUUUGCGCAAGCGAACGAGCUAAAAAACAAGAAAAGGAGAGAGAUCCUCGAUGGCACAGGUUUAGCUACUACGGCUACUCGUUUGAAAGCUACUGCACGGUGGAAACCGAGGCUGAGACCAAGGAGGCAUUUGGUGGAGUAGUAGCAUUUCCGGGGAGCGCCAGGCGAGAUCCGCCAGGUUGGUCGGGCGAUGUGAAUACGAAUGUACAAUGGUGCCAGGUGGUCAAGACCAAGUUGGGCGGCAACCGUUUGAUUCUCGGAGGCGAAGUGGAUGCUGUCCAACGCGACCAAAGGACGGGCAGAGAGGAGAUGGUUGAGCUCAAGACCUCGAAAGAGAUGAGAUGCUUUCCUCACGAUCCUCAGAGAGGAGCAUCUGAUCAGGAGGUUUUUGAAGGGAAGCUGUUAAAGUAUUUCUUGCAAAGCUAUCUCCUUGGAAUCGGCAAGAUUGUCGUCGGCUUUCGCGAUCCUGCUGGAUUGCUGACGAGGCAUGAGCACUUUGAGACCUUAAAACUCCCACGGAUCGUCAGAGCGGGAGAGGAGAUUGCAGGCAGAUUCGACAAUGCUGGCAGAGCAGCAGUGAGGCAAGAUUCGGUUUGGCAGCCAAAGGAUAGUUUGGGAUUUGGCGAUCAGAUCUUGUCCUUUAUCCGCGACACUGUCCUGGCGCAUACCACCAAGCGUGGUGCUGAGCGAAGCACUGGCCAUCCAGUCUUUCGAGUCUCCUUCAAAGCGCCCUUCGAAGAGGUUCAGAUCCGAGAGCUCAGCGAAGAGCAAGUCUACCAACAGGCUCAAGAUCGCGGUACUUCAGGCGAAAGAGUUGCAUUCCUCCCCAAGAGUUUUUACGAUUUUGUUCAGUCUCAAGCCAGUGCUCAUCCACAUCCUUAA
Ustilago hordei is the source of this 1488-nucleotide messenger RNA. RefSeq lists its product as uncharacterized. The transcript has a single exon. The coding region runs from base 1 to 1488 and encodes 495 amino acids. The record is from RefSeq and is a predicted model, not a curated record. Gene Ontology annotation, cellular component: nucleus; cytosol. NCBI's taxonomy places the organism in Eukaryota, Fungi, Basidiomycota, Ustilaginomycetes, Ustilaginales, Ustilaginaceae. Gene Ontology annotation, molecular function: mRNA 5'-diphosphatase activity. Gene Ontology annotation, biological process: nuclear-transcribed mRNA catabolic process; NAD-cap decapping.